Molecule: messenger RNA, 10339 nt
Organism: Scophthalmus maximus (turbot)
Lineage: Eukaryota; Metazoa; Chordata; Actinopteri; Pleuronectiformes; Scophthalmidae
Gene: cicb
Product: capicua transcriptional repressor b
Exons: 21
Coding region: 361-8562 (2733 amino acids)
Biological process (GO): regulation of transcription by RNA polymerase II
Cellular component (GO): nucleus
Molecular function (GO): RNA polymerase II transcription regulatory region sequence-specific DNA binding; DNA-binding transcription factor activity, RNA polymerase II-specific
Source: RefSeq, a predicted model, not a curated record
UCACCAUUUUGUGACUGUAGUGGGAAAAGAAGACCGAUAGUUUUUUUAUAUGCUUGUUUGAGUUUCUGCGGGGGAAAGACAUGUUUCGCGGAGGAAAAGUAAAGUGUGAGGCCGGACAGCGGAGCCGCCGAAGCCGACAGGCGAGGGAUGUAACGAAGAGCCGCGCGAGCCUCCGCAUCAGCAGGACGAGAUUAUAAAUCUUCCUCCGGCGAAGGGGACGAGCUCUGUUUUGGACCGCAGCUCAGAGGACAGAAAGAGGGGGAGAAGAAAAGAGGAGAAAGACAAAUUAAAGGAGUGCCUUAGAAGUGAAGAAGAGGAGCGACACACAAUCCACAGUACUUGGUGAACAGUGAGGAAAAGAUGAGACCAAUAAAAAAGCACAGAGGGCGUUCUCCGCCGUUAGCACGAGGCAGAGGGGGGAGACGGAGAGGAGCCUCUCAGCUCCUCCAGGAGAAAGACCCCAAAAGAGUUAAGAGGGAGACACUCGUCAAAACCACACAGCACACACCCAACACUCCCUCCAUACGCAAACAGAGUCCGCCUACAGCCAGCAACUCAAACGAGGAGCCGGUCGCAAACAGCAACAGGGAGGAGACAACUGAGCCGAGGAAACCUGCGGAGUCAGUUGACAGAGAUGGAAAGAAGGCAGUAGAAAAGACAGAAAAAGAGAAGACAGUGGGCACGAAUACAGCCAUGUCCACCAAAUCUUUAGCAUUUCCUACCUCUGCCCCGGCUCCACUGUCCACAGCCACGCCUACUCUCGCCACCAAUCACAGCCCCAGUUUAGGCUCAGUCUCGAGUAGGAAAACAGCCACAUUUAAGGCCCGCGUCCCGAAGAAGAAGUACACAUAUGAGCACUUUGCUAACAAUGCAAGUGCCCUGACUACCAUUCCUACCUCCAGCCCUGCACUCAUACACAACAGCUACUGCAAUAUUAACAGCAAAAUUAGUGAUAAUGUGAAAAUACUCAACAAUAUUAGUAAUAGCAUUAACAGAAGCAUUAAUGUUAGUAUCAAUAGUAGUACUAACAGUAACACUACAAGUGGUAUUAACACAACUAACAGUAGUAAUAGUAGUGCUGGGAGCCAUAAUACGAUCAUUAAUAGCAGUAAUAGUAGAAGUAAUAAUUGCUCAGGUAAUCAGCCAUCAGUGCUAACUGUGGAUAGUAAAGCUACAGAAGAAAACCAUCUAAUCCCCAUGGAAGAUAGGGCCCUCAGGAUUGCAGACUCCCAGGAAAAAGAGGCCAAAGUUGGUGAAAAUGAGUCAGAGGGGGCCCCCAACUCGGUGCGCUCCUCGUCCACUGAUACAGCUAGUGAGCACUCAGCUGACCUGGACGCGAUGGAAGCGACAGGUCCCAGCCUUCAUCAAAAAAACUCCCACCUCGCGGCUCCCCUCCAUAACUCGCACCCUGAAGAGGCCAGCCUUUCAGGGGGGCUGGCUGAAGCUCUGGCCAAAGGCAUGAAGAACCAAAGGGUCCUGGCUCGUCAGCUAAAGAGGGCCAUAGAGAGUGUGGUUGGGUCUGCGAUGGACAGAGGGGUCAAGGAGAGAGACUUGUCGACUGUGUUCAGACCAGGGGUGGUGCGUCGGGUAAGUGGAGGUUCAGUGGAAGUCCAGCUUCAAGGAGAGGAGACGUUUGUUAAAUACCCUUUCCAUGGUGGAUCCGUGAUGAUAUCAUCACCAUCAGCGGGGGCAGAUACCACUGUGGACUUCAUUUUGGAUGCCCCCCCACCUGGCAUGGCACCUGUGGCUGUAGGGACCCAAGUGUGUGUGCCCUUUGGUGGAGAGGAGAGGGGUCCUCUGCUGUACAGACAGGGGAUUAUCACUCAGGUGGACCCUCACCCUGGCGUCUCAUUCCCCUACCAGGUGCUCCUUUGUGAGGACAGAGAGACUCUUGGUAAUGGGGGGGUGGCAGAGGAAAAAGAAAAAGGGAAAGCUGUGUGGGUGUCCCGGCAGAGCAUGAGACUCCUCACCCCUCCCUGGGAGGUCCCACAUUUGGAUGGUGGGAAAGCAAAGGAGAGGGAACGGGAGAGGGAAAGGGAAGAGAGGGAGCGGAGGGAGGAGAUGGAGGUAGAGAGAGAAGUGUGCCAGUUGAGUAUUGGAAUGGGGGUGCUGGGAGGGGGAGCAAGAUUAGAUUUUGCACAUGAAGGGGUCACAGGAGGGCAUCCAUAUGGGAGCACACAUCCACCCCCCCACUCUUCCACUGUCACCUCCAGUGCAGUAGCCAGCACAGUUCAUGGCUGCGGAGGAAACUACUCCGACCGAGAAGGAGAGAAACAGCCAAACACUCCAGAUGAAGAUGUAGAGGUGUCCCGUUUUAACAUGGGCCUUUCAGCUGGUCCCAAGCCAAAUGCUGGGACCUCUCAGCAGAGGAACAUCAUCUCCAAGUCCCGCAGCUACCCUCCCUCCUCCCCCCACCUCACUGUAGUACGGGGUCUGGGACCCCCACGCCUCUCCACACUUGCUAGUCCUCAGCCUCCCCCUUCACCUGCCUUACUGGGGUCUGAAAUUAACAACACCACUCCAAACCUACCUCCAUCCAAGACCACUCCCACCCAGACCCAUACUCCCACUUCUGGUGGGGGAUCCUCCUCUACCUCCUCUCGCUCCAGGACUCCCCUCUCAUUGGCUCAGCAAAAAUACAAGAAGGGCGAUGUGGUGUGCACCCCGAAUGGUAUCCGUAAGAAGUUCAACGGUAAGCAGUGGAGAAGGCUGUGCUCCAGGGAGGGCUGUAUGAAGGAGUCUCAGCGUCGAGGAUACUGCUCCAGACACUUGUCCAUGAGGACCAAAGAGAUGGAGGCAGCAGGGGGGGAGAGGGGGGCUGGAGGAGGAGGAAGCAGCUCAGGGACCGUCACCCCCUCUGACCUACGAGGCAGAGCCAGUAGUGAGUUUGAGUGGGAUGACACAUCAAGAGAGAGUAGUGAGACCAGUAGCAGAGGAGACUCCAGACCUCGCCUGGUCCUGCCUUCCCUCCUCCCCCAUGACCUGUCUUCACGCUUUGACUUUGAUGAGUGUGAGGCCGCCACCAUGCUCGUAUCAUUGGGGAGCUCCCGCUCGGGCACCCCCUCCUUUUCUCCCAUCUCCAACCAGUCGCCCUUCUCCCCUGCCCCAUCUCCCUCACCCUCCCCACUUUUUGGCUUCAGGCCGGCAAACUUCUCCCCGAUUACCGCCUCCCCGGUUCUGCAACACCGGAGGCACAGGCAGCCCAGUGGUACGGGGGGAGGAGGGGGAGGGGGCAGUAAAGCGGUAGCCUCAGCUGGGGGAGCAGAAAGAGAGAGACACACUUCAGGCAUCCAGCCUUCCUUCCACAGCAACCUGACGUUUACAGUCCCCAUGAGCCCCAGCAAACGAAAGCCAGAUGCACCUCCUCUACCACCCCUUCCCUCACACCACCACGAUUACACAACUAAGACAGAGUUGGAUCAGGGUGAACUCAACUCUUUCAGGGUGUUGUCCCCCCAGACACCAGCUUCACAUUCCCACACACACACGCCCACCUUCCCCCGACCCAGAGGAGUGACCACCCCCUCUUUAAGUCGGCCCUCGUCCUCCACUGCUGUCUCCCCUCCUCCUCUGCUGGUGUCUCCAACUCCUCCUUCUCCACUCACCCUUGAUGGGGGGCCUCUUCGUGGGGUCCCUGUAUCCCAACAGGCCUUGCGGGACUCCCCUGUCAUUGUGCGUAAUCCUGAAGUCCCACUGGCAAAAUUUACAGAAUGUCCCUUAGGAAGAGGAGGAGGAGGUGGAAACGAAGGCGGGAUUAAUAACACUUCAUCUAAAGACAUCGGCAUAACACCCCUUACCCCUCAGCCAAUUUGUGGACUCCAGGUUCCCGUCCCCAUUAAUGCUGCCACAGCCACCGUACCCAAUGGCACCAUCCUUUUGCGAAGCCCGACCCAAACUUUGGUGCUUGUGUCCCCAUCACCUUCCUCCCUACUCACCACUGACAACCCUGCCACCCCCCUGCAGGCUCUGUCAGUUACUGUCAGCCAAGCCACUGCCCCCGCUCCAAGUAGCACGGACAGCUCUGUGGAACGUCAGGAGAACAGGGGGACAGGGUUUGGGGGUGAGGUCCAGCAGCCAGUUCCCUGUCACCCGUCUCCCACUGCAUUGCUGCCCUUGAUCCUCCCAGCAGAAAACCUUCACCCCAUCCCACGGAAGGACAUCAUCAUGGGACGUCCUGGCACAGUGUGGACCAAUGUAGAGCCCCGGUCAGUUCCAGUCUUCCCCUGGCAUUCAUUGGUCCCCUUCCUGGCACCAACCCAAUCAGAUGCUUCUUCUCAGCCAGGGGAGGUUCAGCAUCCAGUCAACCACCCCCAAGCAGCCAUUCUGAAGACAGAGUGUCAGGGGGUGUCAGCGCUGUCACAAGAGCCUGCAGAGGCACCUCCCACUGUUGAAAGAGGUCCCCCGUCCCGGCCUCCCCCCUCCUCUGAAGAGCCGCCUCCAGAGAAGGAGAAGGGAGAUGCAGAGAGGGAGAGGCCUGACAGCGAGACAGAGAGCGAUGUGGAUGAUCCUUUCCUUCCAGGAGUUGUACCAGAGCCGCCCCUCUCUACAUCACCAGUAAAGAGGCGCACUCAGUCCCUCAGUGCGCUGCCCAAAGAUGGAGACAAGAGCAGCCCUGGAAAGAGGGAGAAGGACCACAUCCGCCGGCCGAUGAAUGCCUUCAUGAUUUUCAGCAAGCGCCAUCGAGCAUUGGUGCACCAGCGGCACCCAAACCAGGACAACAGGACAGUGAGCAAGAUUCUUGGGGAGUGGUGGUAUGCUCUGGGACCCAAGGAGAAACAAAAGUACCACGAUUUGGCCUUCCAGGUAAAGGAGGCCCACUUUAAGGCGCACCCAGACUGGAAGUGGUGCAACAAAGACAGGAAGAAGUCCAGCUCUGAAGGCCGAGGAGUCCCAGGAGGCAAAGACAUCCGAGAGAGGAGCAUGUCCGAGUCCACAGAGCCCCAUUCUGUGGAGCUGAAGGGGGCAGGUCCAGGUCUGGUUUCUGAGAGGAGUACAGGUGAAGGUCAUGUGGGCCAACUUACCCGACCCCGAGCCUUCUCUCAAAGUGCCAUGCACAGCCUGGAGCGCAGCGACAGGGGUAACACACAGGCCCUGGCAGAACUGGCACAGAUGUGUGGGGAUGGUGGCAGCCAGUUUUCGAGUCAUGCCCCACCCCUGUCGCAGUCCCAGCGGGGGGUCAGUGAGGACAUGACCAGUGACGAGGAGCGCAUGGUCAUCUGUGAGGAAGAAGGAGAUGAUGAUGUCAUUGAGGGCCCCUAUCCUAGUAGUUCCAUAGACCUUAAGUGUAAGGAGCGGGUGACCGACAGCGAUAGUGAUAAUGGUUCUGGAGACGAAAGUGAUCGGAAGAGAAUAUUUGCCCCAGUCAUUUGCUCGACUGCAUCAUCAUCUUCCUCACACCAUACCCCUCAUGGCAGGAGUGUCUCUCUGUCCUCCUACCCCACCAGCAAGCGUUACGAUGAGGGGAGAUCAGGAGUGGGUGGGUUUUCAGAUCACAGGAGGAAGGAAAGAGGAGAAGGAGAGGGUAAGGACACAUAUGGGGGAGAGGGAGGAGGAGGUGGUGGUAUACAAGCCUCUUCUCUCUCCCUCUCGUCCGGCCAGUCGGUCAUUUCCACCUCUGCAGCUGGAGGGACUCCGUCCUCGGCACUGGGUGUGAACCCACUACUGGGCAUUGGUGCUGUGAGGGUGGCGUCUACGGUGGUGACCAAUGUGAUGCGUCCUGUUAUCAGCACACCGCUCCCCAUCGCCAGCAAACCCAGAGAUGGAGGCACCUCAUCCAGUCCACAUCCACCAGAGAAGAGGUCCCUGACUCCCCACCAGCAGCAACUGCUGAUUGGUUCAGGACCAGGAAGCGGGCCUACUGCCAUAGGUGGUGGGUACUACUCUUCUUCUUCACCUAAUCCUGUAGGUGGAGGCGUAGGCCCAGGUGGUGUAGUGACUAAUUUGGUGUUAGGAGGGGCUCUGUCUGCGCAAUCUGCUGUACAGCUCUUCACCCCCUCCCCCCACUCUCAGCCCUCCCUGCAUCAGGCCCUUACCUCCACUACUGUUUCAGUUCCGCAUAGCCAAACCAACGGGCCCCUGCCUAUGCCCCUGCUUCAGCCCCAGUUCCUUCCUGCUUCCUCCAUGGCACCCCACGGGGGAAAGGCCAUCACACAAGUUCAGUACAUCCUGCCCACUCUACCUGCCAACACCAACCCCAGGAGUCCACCUCAGCAUCCCAGCCAGCCAACCAGUAUCUUCAACCUGCCCACAGCUCCACCCACACACAUGUCCUUUGCCAAUGGAAAGCAGCAGGGUACAAGUUCACUGACAGGAUAUACGUCCAGCCCUGCAGUGGGAGUGGUCAGCCCAGGAACUAGAGUACAAACACAGUCCCCGGUGCUCCAGGGUAAAAUGCUUGUUCCCAUGGCAACAGUGCGGACUGCACCAGCCCCUGCCCAGCAGUUUCCCAUUGUGGCUCCACCCCUUCCUGUCCAGAACGGUGCUCAUACAGGAAGCAAGAUCAUUCAGAUAGCGCCCAUGCCUGUGGUCCAGUCCCAGCUCUCUCAGGGUGGGGCAGUGCACCCUGCCAGCCCCUUCCCUGUAACAGUGGGCACAGCUACUGUGGUGGCUCCGGGAUCAGCCCCCUCCCAGGCUGUACUGCUGCCACCAGCACCCACCAGGAUCACCUAUGUCCAGUCCACUCCAGGGGUCCCGUCCACUCUGCCUCUGGUCUCCACGACCACAGGCUCCUCUCCCACUCAGCAAGCUUUGCCAGUGCCUGGGUCUGCAUAUGUUUCCUCGCCCCUAGCAACACUUGGGUUUACAGCCAUUGCACCACCUGGACAGACAUUGGUUCAGCCACUCAUUGCAGGUCAGCCUCCGCUCUUAGCCACAGCUCAGGCUCCUCAGCCCCCCACGUCAGGCCCUGCCUCAGGCUCCGGGGGCCAGAUAGUCACCGCCAUCUACCCUCCUUCGACCAGCGUCGCCAUGGCAACGGGGUUGGUCUCCAUGACAACGGUGCCCCCCAGCGUGGUGUACUCUGUCUCCAGCCCUUCCAGCAUGUCCCCCCACAUCCUGCCCAAACACACGGCAACAGCCGCCACAAUCACACACCUGCCUCCGGAUAGACAGGCGGAGCGGCACCUGCCUCCCAACCGAGCCGCAGAUCGACAGGCCGAGAGGCAGACGGAGCUGCUGACACACUCGGACAGACAGCUGGAGAGGCAGAUGCAGGCCUCCGGCAAUAGCAGCUCAGUGGCACCUCCCGGUGGCUUAACUGUGUCCAUAAGGCCCUGCAGUCCUUCACUUCAAAUCCAAACACCUGGCAGCUCACCGGGUACACCCAAACUAACCCAGCUUCCAGCCAGGGCCCCUCAGAAGGUGAAGGCAACAGUGGCAAACAUCCCUGUGGGCAGCUACGAAGGAGGAGGACGAGGUAAGGAGAGAGAUCGGGAGAAGGACCGGGAGCGAGAGCGGGAAAAAGAGAGGGAAAGAGAGCGGGACGAUGCAGCCAACAGUCACUUCUCCUUUGAUCCCGAGCCCAUGGGGCAGAUGGGGUCUCAGUCGACACUUCCCGUGGAGGAGCCACAGUCCUCCGACAGACCCCUGGAGGGCUCCAGUGUGGCGGACUCCUCUGACAAACGCACCAGGGAGAUCACAAGCACCAAAGAGCCUGAAUGGAAGGACUCUCUCCCCUCCUCUCCCCUGUCCGCCGCCGAACCCGCACUGCCACCACCACAGACCGACAAAGACGGCCCCCCACCCAAAAAGGUCAAAGCCCGUCCACCUCCUCUCAAGAAGACCUUUGACUCUGUGGACAAGUCUGGCAGGGUGCUGUCGGAAGUUUAUUUCGAGGAGCGCUUCGCCGAGCUGCCGGAGUUCCGACCUGAGGAGGUUUUGCCCUCACCCACCCUGCAGAGUUUGGCCACUUCACCCCGCGCCAUUCUGGGCAGCUAUCGCCGUAAGAGGAAGAACUCAACAGAUUUGGACUCGGCCACUGACGAGCAAGUCUCCCCUAAGAGAAAGAGCCGGAGACGCUCGAGCUGCAGUUCGGAACCCAACACUCCGAAAAGUGCCGCCAAGUGUGAGGGAGACAUCUUCACCUUCGACAGAGCAGAUUCCAGGGGUCUCAACCACUCCACCUAUUUGUCCCCACUCCCAGCCACAGAUGGAGAAGACAUCCUGGCAGAACUGGAGUUUGAAAAAGUGCCGUACUCGUCCCUGCGACGAACACUGGACCAGAGGAGAGCACUGGUCAUGCAGCUGUUCCAGGAGCAGGGCUUCUUCCCAUCAGCUCAGGCCACUGCAGCCUUCCAGACAAGAUACUCCGACAUAUUCCCCACCAAGGUGUGUCUACAGCUGAAGAUCCGGGAAGUCCGGCAGAAGAUCAUGCAGACUGCCGCCCCUUCCGACGCCUCCGGUUUAUGCAUCUCCGACCAGGCUGGCUCCCUCCCGGGACCCUCCGGCUCACAGUCAGGAGAGGGCUGUGCGAGAGGAAGCGGGGACCUGCAGGAUGACGAAGUGGAGCAAGGCACAGACGCGAGCCCAGAGGACCCUCGGGACUCGCACGACUCUUGUAGAUGAGGGAUGUUGAUUUUAGAUUGACCAAUUGGUGACGAUUGCCGUCGCACAUUUCCAUCCCGUAUGCGCUUUCACGCCUUUUUUUUUUUAAAUCCACUUUUCUUUGCUCUCCUGUGGUGAGAUAUUUUCUUUCCAUCUAUCCUCAGCAGCCAAUCAUUGAGAGAGUAUGCAAUGCAAUGUUGAGACUUUUUUAAAUGCGUGACCCUUGUACCAAAAAAAAAGAAAGUGGCACAAAACUACCACAUACCACAACACACACCUGGCAAACCCUUAAAUCCCACACUUGGAGGAAGCUCCCAUUGAUGCCAGUGAGUGAAGGACCAUUGUGCACAGCUGCACUCAUUUGCUCCGAGGAAAAAAGGAUUCUUCCUUUUGGACGGAGAUCUGCUCAUUAACCCAUUCUGAGAAGGUGAAAAGUCAGCAGGAUGUUAUAUGAUUGGAUAUUUCUUUUUAACAGGGUAAGAGGAGGAAAAGCAGUGAGCAUCUGCGCAUCCUGUAUGUAGAUUCAACAGUUGUGAGCCUGUGUCUCGUUUCUGCUGACAUCCGGGGGCUGGGCCCUCAACAGCUUGAAACCAUUUGAUUUGAAGAGAGCACUCGUUGCUACAAACCUGGAAAGACCCUCCCCUUCCAUUUUACUGUUCACACAUGGACCUUCAGGGGAGGUGGACCAGAAGUGACUGAAACAAAGGACUGAAACAUUAGCGGACUUCUGGCAGUGCCAUCAUUCCUGCGAUUACCUGUCUGGCCAAAUCCUCCUUUCUCAUGACCGACCCCUAGCACAUGCUGGUGGGUAGGAACCAAACAUUCCUGUGCCUCUCGUCCGCUAACCGUGAAGGAAGGUGGUGGGUCCGAGUCAACGGGCACAGCCUGGCUCAUAGUUGUAUAGGUCGGACUGUUACAGCCUCGGUCCUCUAACGCCAAGCAGUUUUAUUUUUUUUUUUUUGGUAUUUAACAUGGUCAUAUUCAGUUUGUUGUACUAUUCUGAUGGUUAUUGUUAUUUCUCCUUCUACCAUUGCAGUGGAUCCUGGACCUUAGUUCUCGUCUCAUAGCUUUAUUGAUUUUCUUGUGCUCGUUUUCUUUUCAUACUUUUUGAAGACGGGUGAAAGUUGCUUCUCUGCGCCUGCACACUUCCUCCAUUGCGGUCUUCCCUUGACUGGCCUCUCACUUCAGCAAGGACCUGUGGUGCCGUUCAUUUUUAUGGUUCCUUCUUAAAGAGGACGACGACCUCAACGUGGACCUUUUUUAUAUUCUUUCAUCAGUAAUAAGCCGUGUAUGUUUUAGACAACCAUGUAUGCCUCUCUGUCCCUCGCUAAGUUUGACUCUAUAGCCUCAACGUCUGUACAUCUCCUUCCGCCACCUCUUUCCUUCCCUCCUUCCUCCCUUUGUCACUUUAUUUCUCUCUCCGGACGCUCCUUCAUAGACGGGCGGAGAGAAAGUGGGGGUAAGUGAGAGGAGGGUAAUGAAUCAAAAGAGAGCUGGUAGGAUUUCAUACUGGUUGUGUCUUUGUGCAAGACUUGGUUGUGCUGUAAAUAAUUACCGUAGAGUCAGUAGACUCAUUAUAUUAUUGAUAAGGAACAUAUGUUGACUUUUAAGACACCCACUUACCGAAGGUAAAAACAUGAAAAGGAAAAAACAAUAAUAAAUAUGACUUAAUGGUUUUUUUGUGUUAUACUCCUUGUUUUGCUGUUCCAGUAUGCAGGAGGGGAAUUUAUAAUGAAUAAUUUAAGGUUUGUAUCUGUAUCUUUCAGUAUGCAAAUAAAAAUGUGUUCAAUUAAAGUGA